CCUCGGAUGCGCCAUUUCCCAAGGGAGGGCCGAGUUCUCCGGCCUGGCGGUGCGGGCACCGCUCGGCUGCGGCUCUGGGCAGAACCCCUUCACGUGGAUGGCGAUCGCCUCAGCUCGCCGACUGCCUGUCUUGUCUCAGAGACGAGGCGACAGAACGCACACCCCGCCCCCAUCGGUGCCCCGGCGCUGUCGCCCCAGUCACCUUCCUUUGCCCUUCUCCGACAGCACCACGGACUUGCUCGCUCUUGCUCUCAGGACAAACUGAGGAAACAAGCUUGGUUCCCCGAGCAGGCGGGGACUGUGGAGACGCUACCAGAAUCCUCAACAGCUUGGAAAUCCGAUCACCUUGGCUCCCUGAGACUUGGAGGUACUCAGAACAGAACCCUAUUCUGUGGGAAGCUGGUAUCCAAGAAGCAAGGAAACAGAAGAGAAACCUGAAGGAAAGGACACAGGAAGAUCUAAUUAAGUCCUGUAGGAACUGACAGCUGGCUGACAGAAAAACUCAUCCAGGGAGAGAAAAGGCAUAAGUGAAGUAUGAAGUUUUGAAUAACGUUUUCAGCUCUUUUCAGAUGCUUUGCAUUCAGAAUAGACCUCUGGUGGGAUCCAAGCUGUCAACCAAUCCUAUAUUCCUAAGGUCUCAAAUUGCAGGUAUUGAUUCUGACUUUUGAAGAUGGAUGAAGGUGUAGAAAUUUCAAGUGAUGGUAAUUCCCUCAUCAAAGCAGUCCAUCAGAGCCGGCUUCGCCUCACAAGACUCUUGCUAGAAGGUGGUGCCUACAUUAACGAGAGCAAUGACCGUGGGGAAACACCUUUAAUGAUCGCUUGUAAGACCAAACAUGUUGAUCACCAGAGUGUCAGUAAAGCCAAAAUGGUUAAAUACCUAUUAGAAAACAAUGCUGACCCCAACAUACAGGACAAAUCUGGAAAAACUGCUUUGAUGCACGCUUGCUUAGAAAAAGCUGGUCCUGAAGUUGUUUCCCUGCUCCUAAACAAUGGGGCUGAUCUCAGUCUGCAAGACCAUUCUAGUUAUUCAGCCCUUGUUUAUGCUAUAAAUUCAGAGGAUAGAGAAACCCUGAAAGUUCUACUUAGCGCUUGCAAGGCAAAAGGGAAAGAGGUCAUUAUCAUAACGACAGCGAAAUCCCCCUCUGGUAGGCACACUACCAAACAGUACUUAAAUAUGCCUCCUGUAGAUAUAGAUGGGGGUCAUUCCCCAGCCGCCUGUGCCACGCCUUCAGAAAUAGACAUAAAAACAGCCUCAUUGCCACUUACACAUUGUUCUGAAACUGAAACGACCUUUUUUGGCCUUAAAGGUCUGGAACUCUCAGGAAGUAGUGAUGAUACACAGGACCCAGGCUCCCCUGUGAGGAAGCCUGCUGUGGCCUCUAAUGGGCCCAAGCUACCCCAACCUCCAACCUGGAUCAAGAGUCCUCCCUUACUAAUGCACCAAAACAGGGUGGCCUCCUUGCAAGAGGAGCUCCAGGAUAUUACUCCAGAGGAAGAAUUAGCCUACAAAACCAAUGGGGUGGCACUUUCCAAGCGCUUCAUCACUAGGCACCAAAGUAUUGAUGUAAAAGACACGGCACAUUUAUUAAGAGCCUUUGAUCAGGCCAGCUCACGAAAGAUGUCAUUCGAUGAAAUAAAUCAUCAGGCAUUUUUUUCAGAAGGAAGCCAGCAAUGCACUGAAAUCCCUGCUGACCCAGAUCCAGACUCUAACCAGACAAUCUUUGCUUCCACCUUAAGAAGUAUAGUUCAAAAAAGAAACUCAGGGGCAAAUCACUACAGCUCUGAUUCCCAGCUCUCCGCUGGUCUUACCCCUACAACUUUAGAAGAUGGCAAAGCACUUAUAGGAAAGAAAAAGGUCUUCUCGCCAUCUCCUUCCUUGCUGUCAGGGCCUAGAGAAUUGCUGGAGAAUAUCUCACCAGGUCCCUUGAGCAGGAGAAAUCAUGCACUUUUAGAAAGGCGUGGGUCAGGAGCUUUCUCUUUAGAUCACAAUAUUACUCAAGCCAGACCAGGAUUUCUGCCACCCUUAAAUGUGAAUCCUCACCCUCCCAUUUCAGAUAUCAACACCAAUAAUAAGAUUUCCAGCCUCCUUUCUUGUGGUCAAAAAGUGCUUAUGCCAACAGUUCCUAUGUUCCCUAAAGAAUUCAAAAGCAAAAAAAUGUUGUUAAGGAGACAAUCAUUGCAAACAGAACAAAUUAAGCAGUUAGUAAAUUUUUAAGAGAUGCCUAGAAAGCACAUUUUGUUCAGUUGUCUACAUCAGAGAAAUAUAGAACCAGAGAAGAAAUCUCAAAUGUUCAUCCUUUUAAAUCUUGUAAUUGGUUAGUCCAUCAUUGUUAGGGGCAUCAAAAUAUACUGCAUAUCGUCCUAGGCACUGUGGACAUACAAAUAAUAUGUAGUUUCUACUAAGGAAAUUUAAACAAAAUUAAAGCUAUAUUUCUCAAAAUUUCUAAUAUAUAACAACCUUCAUGUGGCCCAAGUUUUUAAUUUAAACAAAAAUCAGUAAAAAAAAGAAGGUCAAAUAUGUUGGAGAUGACUUUGAAAUUUUUUUCAGAUUUUUCAAGUAUUUUAUUAGGAAACACUGCAUUCAAGUCAAUAAACGUUUUUAACAUUACAAGUCAAUAAAUGAUUGUAAUUUUCCGAGAUGCCAAAAGCAUUAAAAAAAAAAACAAACCAUGAAAGUGUUCUAUGAUCAAUAAGCCUGUACGGUAUAA
Messenger RNA from Lontra canadensis (Northern American river otter), 2708 nucleotides. RefSeq names its product ankyrin repeat domain 34B (gene ANKRD34B). Lineage: Eukaryota; Metazoa; Chordata; Mammalia; Carnivora; Mustelidae. Gene Ontology annotation, molecular function: protein binding. The record is from RefSeq and is a predicted model, not a curated record. The transcript has 5 exons. The coding region runs from base 671 to 2215 and encodes 514 amino acids.